This is a messenger RNA of Parnassius apollo (apollo), 204 nucleotides long. The record is from the annotation of a GenBank genome assembly. NCBI's taxonomy places the organism in Eukaryota, Metazoa, Arthropoda, Insecta, Lepidoptera, Papilionidae.
AUGAGUGAUCCCAGUAGUGAAGAGACUCGGGAACGACUUCUGGUUGAGAGCUUCUUGAAGCUGUCGGGCGAGCACAGCGUGACACACGAUGAACCCCUUCAGCCAGUAGUGAUGCAGCCCGUCAAGGCGGCCCUACGGACCGCCUCAGCAACGUCAUCCGGCGUUAAGAUGACGGGCUCCAUGGGCGUAAUAUCUGCACACUGA